This is a messenger RNA of Malania oleifera, 3592 nucleotides long. RefSeq lists its product as uncharacterized. Lineage: Eukaryota; Viridiplantae; Streptophyta; Magnoliopsida; Santalales; Ximeniaceae. The coding region runs from base 1575 to 2768 and encodes 397 amino acids. The record is from RefSeq and is a predicted model, not a curated record. The transcript is spliced from 12 exons. Gene Ontology annotation, cellular component: SAGA complex.
AAUUUGAUUUUUUUUUUUUGAAAUUACCAAUAAUCCUAAUGUAUUUUUAACGAGGCAUAAGCAUGAUAAGUAUUUCAUAAAAAAUGAUGAAUACCAAAAUAAGGUUGACUUUCUAUAUUAGUAUAGAUUCUUAAUUCUAAAACUGUCCUCAAUUAUUCAACAAAAAAAAAAAAAAACACAAAGAAUUCUUGUGAUUUUCUGAUUUUAUUUGUCUUAUUUCAAAAAUUAAUUUAUUUUUAUUUGUUGUAGAAAUUGCUGAUAUGAUUAAUUGUCAUGCUUGGAUUUCAAAGGGUAUUCGCGAAUAAUGAGUGCAUAUAUACAAGUCUAUCCCAAUUCCAACUAUAUUCUUGUAUUCGUAGUAGUGAACCUUCAUGAUUAAAAUGAUACAAAAAUUAAAGGAAUUCGACUAAUUUGAAAUUUUUGUCUAUAAGUAGGGUAAUCCUCAAUUAUAAGGUUAUGGAUGCAGCCAUAUUGUAUGUUAACCCUAGUAAUUUUUUAAAAGAAAAAAUUUAUUAUAUUAUUUAGAAGAAAAAAAAGUAUUUUUUUCACCAAUCAAUUGUGACACAUUUAUGAUAUUUUUUUAAAAAAUAGAUUUUUUUUUUUGGGUUUAACUAGCUUUUUUUGUUUGAUUUGUUUACUGAAAGAGUACCACUCAUAUAUUUUAGUGUUAAUUUUUUCUUUUGACUUUGAAAGUGAACUAUUAAUUUUUUAAAAAAUAAUUUCUCAUAUACAAAUGACAUGUAUAGCAAACAAAUUAGGUAAACAGAUAUGUCUUAACUACUAAUAUUUCAAAAUGUUUUUUUUUUUUAAUACCUAACAUGCUUUGAACUAAAAACCUAAUAUAGUAAAAAUUUAAAUUUCAAGUAUGUGUUACUUAGAAACCUUGUAAAGGUGAUAACUAUUAGUAUUUUAAAAUAAAAUUUAGUCUUUGGAUUACUAUUUAAAAUCAUUUUACGAAGGCAAUUGUUUUUAUUGAAUUCUGUCCCUCUUAUUAAGAAAUAUGCCUUGAAAAAGUUUAAAUAUUUUUUAAAGUGCAAUGGCAAUUUAAAUAAAUGUGUAAUUGUUUAUAUUUGAUAUUUAUUAAGGUUUUUUUUUUAAAAAAUUUAAUAAAGUCAUGCGACUAUAAAUGCAAGAAAGCUAAACUUAAAUGAAAUCAAAGAAAUAACUUUUUCUCAUAUAUUUAUAUAUCCUUUAACAACACAAAAUUUUAAUUUCGCAUCACCACCUGCGGUUGGCAUCUGCGGCUUGCAAGCAUUAAGCAGCUGGCAAAUAUGCAUGCGUGGCCAAACCCACUUUCGAAGCUGUCUCAUUGUUUGCUUGCCACCUCAUUGUUUGCUUGCCACCUCUCCUCUCUUCUUGUCUGAGACAAGGAGAUGAGAGUUUUAAAUUUUGAAGUGAUUGAAAGAGUCUCUCUCUCUCUCUCUCCCUCUAGGGUUUUGCAUUGUUACAGUUCUUCGUUUCUGGCUCAGCUGGUGUUCAUAUUUCAAUUUUCUGUUUCCUUCUUAUUGCGUCUAACAGUGGAUUCUGGAAGAUAUUACUCCAUCAACUGAAUUGUACAGGUUAUCUUAGUCCCAAUGGUAUGCUCAGUUGGAAGUAGGAGAAUGGCAGCCAUGGCUAGGAUUUUGGCUACUGGAAGUUUUUCACAAACUGCAGUAGAGGAAGUUUGUCACCAGAAAUUAGCUGCUCAGUACAUACAAAGAGAAUUGCGUGAGGCAGAUGAAGCAAAUUUGCUUGACGAAGAAGAUAUGCAAGUAUUUGGUUUGAAUCCUAUGGAAGAUCCUUUACAUUUGGUAUGUUGCAAUGCCUGUAAGAAGCCAGUCAAGAUCAGCCAAUAUGCUGCUCAUGCAGAGCUAUGCAGGUGGUUAAAUUCUAUAGGAGAAACUCUUUCAGAGGUUCAUGGUGGUACAGGACAUAAGAAGCCUCCAAGGAAGGAGAGGAAAAAGUUACUUGCUGCCCAUGCUAAUCAAGCUACUGCCAUUGGAGAGCAAGGAAAGCCUGAACCUGUAGAUGCAAAUGAUACUGCUGCAUCAAGAUCCCAUUUGGAUGUACAAAUUGGAACGACAUCUUCAUUCUUUGUAGGGAAGAAAGUUUGUGUAGAUACAGCACCGCUAAUGAAUGAUUCGGGGGUUAGUAUUGGAAACGCAGAUUGCUUAGCAGGUGUAAUGCCUCCUCCAAUGAAACGUUCUAAAUUGAUAGCAGUUGAGGGUCUACCAACAUCGGAUGUUCUGGAAGCAGCAUGUGGUGUAACCAAAAAUACUUGCAUAAGUAGACCGGAGGCAGCUAUCAAUGUUCCAGCCCCACUCGCAACCAAAAUCUAUUACUCUCAAAGAAAUCAUCGUUUCCGAUCUGCAAUUGGUCAUCUUUUCAACGAGGCAUCGGCUAAGGAGCAUUGCUCAGACUUGGCUAGUUCGAAGGGAUUACAGGGAAUUAUGAUGCCAUCACAGGCUUCAUCUUCCAAGGAACUUUCACUUGAACAAGUGGAUGACCAUGUGAAAAAGAAGAGGGAGAAAUACACAUUGCCUUCUGCUCGGGAUGCUGAUCAUGUACAUCCCCAAAGUUCAGAAGCUCGCUUUUGUAAAUCAGGAGCAUGCCUACCAGCUGCAAACUGCUCAAGUCAAUUUCCUGUUAAUAAUGUCUUAAAGCAUCAUGCAGCACCUGUUGGGAUAAUGCGAAGCAAAUAUCUUCCAAAGCCUUAUUCAAUUGCAGGCAAUUCAGGAACACCGCUGGUUGUGAUGCAGCAGUCUAAUGGAAGUGUUCCUGUUAUAUAGGAGGUGUAGUUGCAUUUUUUGCUAGGCAAAGGUAAUUAUUUUGGCCGAACACAUGAUGUUUAAUCCCACUUGUCACUGACGCGGGAAAAUUAAUCAAUGUUCAUUCUAGUUUUGGCAUUGAGUUUGAUGUGUGGCCUUUAUUUAAUUUUGAUGGAAAUAAAUGAAGAACAAAUAGAUUUGCCAUGGCUUCUCAUUUGAAGAAUGCUUCUUUAGGUUCUGGACAGUGCUAAGUUCUUCCUCAUUAAUAAUUACCUGGCUUAAUGAGCUGUAUAUAACUAGCACAUAGUUUUUUUUCUGGGGGAUCACAGACCUCAAGUCAAGAAGUAUUGCUGAAUGCAAAGCAACAUGCAUAUUUCCUGCCAUGUAUUUUGAAUCUCUGAUUUCCCUCAGGACAAAUAAGCUUCGGCCUCGGGGGAUUUCCUGGGUUCUCACAGGAGGAAGAAGAAAGGAUUUGAAUAAUCCAGAAAGAUUCUGCAGUGCUUGGAGCUCCAGCAUCUACGGAAAAGAAGGGAUUGAGGCUAAUUUGCACAAGACAAAAGUGCAACUUCCUUUCAUUCCUCCCCUCUUCUUUUCCUCUGCUCUAUUUGGAAAAGAAGGGGAUUGGGUGUUCCCGGGUCUCCAACACAACUUCCAACUUCCAGAAAGUCGCAAUUAAUAUAGUUUUUGUUCUGAAAUUUCUCUUAAAAGUGCUUGUUUAUAUUCCCAGAAGUUGUGAAUGCUGCCCCCUGUAGUGGCCGAGAUACUUCCUGGGCUGUACUCAAUGUGAUGCCCAGGUUAAUGGUGAACAUUUUGCCUCUGUGAAUUGCACGCUGCAUCUUUGUUUU